GCAGCCAUGGAGCCGCUGCGCCGCCCGCCGCUCGGCCUGGCCGCGGUGCUGCUGCUGCUGCUACUCUCGCCGAGCCUCGGGAAUACCAGCUCAGUAACUGUGCCUGAAACACUCUUGUUUGUUUCAACUCUUGAUGGAAGUUUGCAUGCUGUCAGCAAGCGGACGGGAGCGAUCAAGUGGACUUUAAAAGAAGAUCCUGUCCUGCAGGUGCCAAUACAUGUGGAAGAGCCAGCAUUUCUUCCAGACCCAAACGAUGGCAGUUUGUAUACGCUUGGUGGCAAGAAUAAUGAAGGCCUGACUAAACUUCCAUUUACCAUCCCAGAGUUAGUGCAGGCAUCUCCCUGCCGCAGUUCAGAUGGGAUCCUUUACAUGGGCAAGAAGCAGGAUAUUUGGUAUGUGAUUGACCUCAUGACUGGGGAGAAACAGCAAACCUUGACUUCUUCGUUUGCAGAAAGUCUUUGUCCAUCAACAUCCCUGCUGUAUCUUGGGAGAACAGAGUACACAAUCACAAUGUAUGACACCAAGAAGAAGGAGCUGAGAUGGAAUGCCACCUAUUUUGAUUAUGCAGCUACUAUGCCUGAUGAAGACGUAAAAUAUAAAAUGUCCCACUUUGUGUCUAAUGGAGAUGGACUGGUGGUGACUGUAGACAGUGAGUCUGGGGACGUGCUGUGGAUUCAGAAUUACGCUUCUCCUGUGGUAGCUUUUUACAUCUGGCAACGUGAAGGAUUGCGGAAAGUUAUGCACACAAAUGUGGGGAUAGAAACUCUGCGAUACUUGACAUUCAUGUCUGGGGAGGUCGGACACAUUACCAAGUGGAAAUAUCCUUUUCCAAAGGAAACAGAGACCAAGAGCAAAUUAACACCAACUCUUUAUGUAGGGAAAUACUCCACGAGUUUGUAUGCAUCGCCAUCGAUGGUGCACGAAGGAGUAACAGUUGUGCCCCGUGGCAGUGCCAUACCCUUAUUAGAGGGUCCAAAAACAGAAGGAGUCACAAUUGAAGACAAUGGCGAAUGUGUCAUCACUCCCAGUACGGAUUUAAAGUUCUCAGGCAGACUGAAAGGAAAGAACAAACUCAGCUAUUGGAACGACUUGCUGUUAAUAGGGCACCAUGAAACUCCCUUAUCUGCCCCUACAAAGAUCCUGGAGAAAUUCCCAAGCAACUUACCUAGGAGGCCUGAAAAUGUGAUUCCAGCUGACUCUGAUAAAGUCACUAUUGAGAAGGUUAUUGACAUCGUUGAAGGUUCUGCACCAGAAGUGCCUCCUGCUGUUCCAAAGGAUAUUGAGGAGAAAGCUGCUCAGCCUGUUGCUCGGCCAGAAGCUCCUGUGGACUCUAUGUUGAAAGACAUGGCCACGAUCAUUCUCAGCACUUUCCUACUCGUGGGCUGGGUGGCAUUUAUCAUCGCCUAUCCAAUGAGUGUACAUCAGCAACAGCAAAGGCAGCAUCAGCUGGAAGAGAAGAUACAGCUCUUGCAACAACAGAAGCUGCCCUUCCGUGCUCCCAGUGAUCUGCCACCAGAAGAUUUCUUGGACACCUCCUAUGGACAGACAGACAGCUCUGCUACCAGCACACCAAAUAUGUCGCCCAAAGCAUCAAACCAUUCUGCAUAUUCCAACAUCUCCACAUCUGAUGUUGGGAGCUGCCUUUCUACAGAGCAAGAAGAGGGAGAUGACGAUACCAACAGAGUGAUGGUUGGCAAGAUUUCAUUUAACCCAAAAGAUGUACUGGGGCAUGGAGCUGAAGGAACAAUUGUUUACAGGGGGACGUUUGAUAACCGUGAUGUUGCAGUGAAAAGAAUUCUUCCCGAGUGCUUCAGCUUUGCAGACCGCGAAGUGCAGCUGCUGCGAGAGUCGGAUGAGCACCCGAAUGUGAUCCGCUACUUCUGCACGGAGAAGGACCGGCAGUUCCAGUACAUCGCUAUCGAGCUGUGCGCCGCCACCUUGCAGGAGUAUGUUGAACAAAAGGCCUUCAGUCACCAUGGCUUACAACCUAUUACCCUCCUGCAACAGACGACAUCUGGUCUCGCUUACCUGCACUCCCUCAGUAUUGUGCACAGGGACCUGAAGCCCCAUAACAUCCUCAUCUCGAUGCCUAAUGCCCACGGGAAAGUCAAAGCGAUGAUCUCAGACUUUGGCCUGUGCAAGAAGCUGGCAGUGGGCAGACACAGCUUUAGCAGACGGUCGGGGGUGCCGGGAACAGAAGGGUGGAUUGCCCCAGAGAUGCUGAGUGAAGACUGCAAAGAGAACCCUACAUACACCGUGGACAUCUUUUCAGCAGGCUGUGUCUUUUACUAUGUGGUAUCUGAGGGCAGCCACCCCUUUGGCAAAUCUCUACAGCGACAAGCCAACAUUCUGCUGGGUGCAUACAGCCUGGAAUUGUUGGAUGCAGGGAGGCACGAAGACAUAGUGGCUCGUGAUUUAAUAGAGCAAAUGAUAAACAUGGACCCUCAGAAACGUCCAUCUGCCAGCUGUGUGCUAAAACACCCAUUCUUUUGGAGUUUAGAAAAGCAGCUCCAGUUUUUUCAGGACGUCAGUGACCGGAUAGAGAAAGAAGCUUUAGAUGGUCCAAUAGUCAAGCAGUUAGAAAGAGGAGGAAGAGAGGUGGUGAAAAUGGACUGGAGGGAGCACAUCACUGUUCCUCUUCAGACAGAUCUUCGAAAAUUCAGAUCGUAUAAAGGAGGCUCAGUACGGGACCUUCUGAGGGCGAUGAGAAAUAAGAAGCACCAUUACAGAGAACUGCCUCCUGAGGUGCAGGAGACCCUGGGCUCCAUCCCAGAUGAUUUUGUACAUUACUUCACAGCUCGUUUCCCUCACCUGCUCCUACAUACCUACCACGCAAUGCAUAUCUGCUGCCACGAAAGACUGUUUCAGCACUACUACGAUCAGGACUCUGCAGAGAAGAGCAUUGCAGGAGAUGCUGUUUGAGAGCAGAGCAAGCUUUCUUCUCUGGAACCAACAUUCCAAGCACAAGGCUGUGAAACAGGCCUACCUUUCGCAGGGAAAAGCAGGAUCAAAGAGCU
Messenger RNA from Centrocercus urophasianus (Greater sage-grouse), 3017 nucleotides. It is a transcript of the gene ERN1, whose product is annotated as endoplasmic reticulum to nucleus signaling 1. Gene Ontology annotation, cellular component: IRE1-TRAF2-ASK1 complex. Gene Ontology annotation, biological process: protein phosphorylation; IRE1-mediated unfolded protein response; mRNA processing. Bases 7 to 2922 code for a protein of 971 amino acids. Gene Ontology annotation, molecular function: protein serine/threonine kinase activity; RNA endonuclease activity; ATP binding. Lineage: Eukaryota; Metazoa; Chordata; Aves; Galliformes; Phasianidae. The transcript has 22 exons. The record is from RefSeq and is a predicted model, not a curated record.